UUACCUGCCCGGCCCCGAGCGCACGGAGGCGUGUGUGUGUAUCGGGGGGGAAGCGAGCACCUCGACUUUUGCGGAGGAAUUUCUUGUGCGGGAGGCGGGUCUUGGGGGACUGCAGUCCUGCUGUGGCUUCACCAGUUCCCCCGCCCAUGCACUGAGACCCAUCAGGAGAAGCAGCCUACAGACUUGCAAAUUGCCCCACCACCCUGAGGAAUCUGAGAUGAGAAUAGCCAGAUGUUGAUGAUCUUGACACUGUUUCUCUCUUAUGUAUGCUGACAGGGUAAAAAGCUUGAACAUGCCUCGUAGCCCAACAUCAAGCGAAGAUGAAAUGGCACAGAGCUAUUCCGACUAUUCUGUUGAGUCUGAAUCUGACAGUUCCAAAGAGGAAACUAUUUAUGACACAAUUAGAGCAACUGCAGAAAAGCCAAGCAGCAGAAUGGAUGACAGUCAGAGCAACACUCUGGUGAUUCGAAUUAUAAUACCUGAUCUCCAGCAAACGAAAUGCAUUAGAUUUAAUCCAGAAGCUUCAGUUUGGGUCGCAAAGCAACGAAUUUUGUGCACUUUGAAUCAGAGUUUGAAAGAUGUCCUGAAUUAUGGACUGUUCCAGCCAGCAAGCAAUGGUAGAGAUGGAAAGUUCUUGGAUGAGGAACGACUUCUCAGGGAAUAUCCACAGCCGGUGAAUAAAGGAGUUCCUUCCCUAGAGUUUCGAUACAAGAAAAGAGUGUACAAGCAGUUCAAUCUUGAUGAAAAACAGCUGGCCAAACUUCAUACAAAGGCUAACUUGAGAAAAUUUAUGGAUCAUGUCCAUCAUCUCUCAGUGGAAAAAAUCACAAAAAUGUUGGACCGAGGACUGGACCCCAACUAUCAUGACCUAGAAAGUGGAGAAACACCACUAACUUUGGCAGUUCAACUUGACAAUACAGUAGAAGUGAUAAAAGCUCUGAAAAAUGGAGGAGCACAUUUAGACUUCAGAGCCAGAGAUGGAAUGACAGCUCUGCACAAAGCAGCCAGAGCCAAAAACCAAGUAACCCUCAAGACUCUUUUAGAGCUGGGAGCAUCUCCUAACUACAAAGACAGCUGUGGCCUGACACCGCUGUACCACACUGCUGUUGUGGGGGGGGAUCCUUACUGCUGUGAACUUCUUCUUCAUGAACAUGCUACAGUUAGCUGCAAAGAUGAAAACGGAUGGCAAGAAAUUCAUCAGGCUUGCCGAUAUGGACAUGUCCAACAUCUGGAGCACCUUCUCUUCUAUGGUGCUGACAUGUGUGCACAGAACGCAUCGGGAAACACAGCGCUGCACAUCUGUGCUCUUUACAACCAGGAGAGCUGUGCCAGGGUGCUGCUAUUCCGUGGAGCAAACAAGGAGAUUAAGAAUUACAACAGCCAGUCUCCAUUUCAGGUGGCUAUAAUAGCAGGAAAUUUUGAGCUUGCUGAAUAUAUCAAGAAUCACAGGGAAGCUGAUAUUGGAUCCUGCUUCUCAUAUCCAAGUAGAAGUCCCCGGAAUCUGUUGCUACCAGUGCCCUUUAGGGAGGCUCCUACCUACUCAAACAGAAGGCGGAGACCCCCGAGCACCUUAGCAGCACCACGUAUCUUGCUUCGUUCCAACAGCGACAACAACCUGAACAUCAACAAUAUCCCUGAGUGGUCAGCCUCCUCUUCUGCGUCUUCCCACCGCAGCCUUUCACCUCAUCUACUUCAACAGAUGCAGAAUAAUCCUAAUGGAACUGUAAAAACUGUAGGGAGCUACACACCAUCCUCCCGGAGCCGGUCACCGUCCCUAAACAGGUUGGGAGAGGAUGGCAAACGGCAGCAGCACAGGCACAUCAGUGCUGUUUACAAUCCUAGUGCCAACAAGGAUACUCUGUCUGCCUUGGAUUAUCAGGGUCCAAAACGCAAGCUUUACAGUGCUGUACCUGGAAGACUUUUUAUUGUUGUAAAGCCAUAUCAACCUCAAGGAGAAGGGGAAAUUCACCUGCAUAAAGGAGACAGAGUAAAAGUUUUAAGUAUUGGAGAAGGUGGAUUCUGGGAAGGCAGCACCCGGGGACAUAUUGGAUGGUUUCCUGCAGAAUGUGUUGAAGAAGUUCAGUGUAAACCAAAUGAAAGCAAACCAGAAACACGAACAGAUAGAACAAAGAAACUGUUUAGACACUACACAGUUGGAUCUUAUGACAGCUUUGAUGCUUCAAGUGACUGCAUUAUAGAAGAAAAGGCAGUGGUCCUGCAGAAAAAAGACAAUGAAGGAUUUGGAUUUGUGCUCAGAGGGGCAAAAGCUGACACACCAAUUGAAGAAUUCACCCCAACUCCAGCCUUUCCUGCUUUGCAGUACUUGGAAUCUGUGGAUGAAGGGGGAGUAGCAUGGCAAGCUGGCCUGAGAACCGGAGACUUUUUGAUCGAGGUUAAUAAUGAGAAUGUUGUGAAAGUUGGCCACAGGCAGGUGGUGAAUAUGAUUCGACAAGGGGGCAAUCACCUAGUUCUAAAGGUUGUCACAGUAACAAGGAAUCUUGAUCCAGAUGACACAGCUAGAAAGAAAGCCCCACCACCUCCUAAGCGAGCUCCAACCACUGCACUGACCUUGCGGUCUAAGUCAAUGACCUCAGAGCUUGAAGAGCUUGAUAAGGUGGAUGAAAUAGUACCAGUUUCCAAGCCAUCAAGAAUUGCAGACAAUGCAACUGUGGAUUCAAGAGUGGCAACUAUUAAACAGCGGCCUUCUAGUAGAUGUUUUCCCUCAGCUACAGAUAUGAAUUCUAUGUAUGAGAGACAGGGUAUUGCUGUGAUGACGCCCACUGUACCAGGGAGUCCACAAGGUCCUUUUCUGGGUAUACCUCGGGGUACAAUGAGAAGACAAAAAUCUAUAGGAAUAACAGAGGAAGAACGGCAGUUUUUGGCUCCUCCUAUGCUGAAGUUUACCAGAAGUCUUUCAAUGCCUGACACCUCUGAAGAUAUCCCUCCACCACCGCAGUCCUUACCCCCUUCACCGCCACCACCUUCUCCCUCUCUGUACAACGCUCCCAAAUCCCCAACGUCAAGGAGCUAUGGAACUAUCAAACCUCCAUUUAAUCAGAAUUCAGGUGCAAAAAUUUCUUUGGUUAGGCCUGAAAAUGUGGGAACAAUGAUGAGGGACAAAGGGAUCUAUUACAGACGAGAACUGGACCGCUACUCUCUGGACUCUGAGGACCUGUACAGUCGGAGUGCCACAGCUCAGGCAAAUUUCAGGAACAAAAGAGGUCAGAUGCCUGAAAACCCAUAUUCUGAGGUUGGGAAGAUUGCAAGCAAAGCAGUUUAUGUACCGGCCAAACCAGCAAGGCGGAAGGGGAUGCUAGUUAAACAAUCCAAUGUUGAAGAUAGUCCAGAAAAGACCUGCUCUAUUCCAAUCCCCACAAUUAUUGUGAAAGAGCCGUCCACCAGCAGCAGCGGGAAGAGCAGCCAAGGGAGCAGCAUGGAAAUUGACCCUCAGUCUUCAGAACAACCUGGGCAACUCCGACCUGAUGACAGUUUAGGUGUCAGCAGUCCAUUUGCAGCAGCCAUUGCUGGAGCAGUGAGGGACAGGGAAAAGCGGCUGGAAGCGAGGCGUAAUUCUCCAGCCUUCCUCUCCACAGACCUAGGAGAUGAAGAUGUUGGGCUAACACCACCAACACCACGUAUGAGGCAAUCUAAAUUUACUGAUGAAGCAAUGUUUAGUAGUGAAGAUGGCUUUAGGCAGCUUAUGUCACCAUCUCCAAUUCCUGCACCUAGAGAGCCUGAAAAUCUUUUUAAUAGCAGUGAUCCCAGCAAUCAAAGCGAUGCAAGGACAUUAAAUACUUCGUCCAAAACAAAGGGUACUGAAAACAGUACAGCGGCAGCUAAGUCCACAAAUGCAUCCACCUCCGAUAAUUACGUUCACCCGGUCACAGGAAAGCUGCUAGAUCCAAACUCACCGCUAGCCCUCGCUCUCUCUGCCAGGGACAGAGCCAUGAAAGAACAAACACAGCAGAUUCCAGGCAAAGUGGACACUGUUAAGGCUGACCUUAAUAAACCACUUUACAUCGAUACAAAGCUGAGACCCAAUAUUGAAACGACAUUUCCUGUUACUGCUACUGUCUCUAGGCAAAAUACUCGUGGUCCACUACGAAGGCAGGAGACUGAGAACAAGUAUGAAACAGAUGCAGGGAAAGAAAAGAAGGCUGAAGAGAAGAAAAACAUGUUGAUAAACAUUGUGGAUACUUCACAGCAGAAGUCAGCUGGCUUAUUAAUGGUUCAUACCGUGGACACGGCAAAGUCGGAUGAUACACCUGAGGAUGAAGAGGAAAAGGGAGCUGAAAUGGAACCGAGCCCUGAAAACUCCCUGACAGAGAGGCCAGAGGGGAGCGAGGAAGCUGAAAGUGAGCUGAACGUGCCUGCUGUGCCUGAGCCACCGGCAUCUCCCUGCAAAACCAUUGUGGCGGCGAGCUCUGUCGACGACCCAGUCAUCUUGCCCUUCCGCAUCCCCCCACCACCCUUAGCAUCAGUUGAUAUUGAUGAAGAAUUUAUUUUUACUGAGCCACUACCACCCCCCUUAGAGUUUGCCAACAGCUUUGACAUCCCUGACGACCGCUCGGUGCCCGCUUCAGCUCUCACGGACUUGAUUAAGCAAAGGAAAAACGGCACACCUUCACCUGCGCCAUUCGUCACCAGCCAGCCAACCAAUUCUUUAGACAGUAAAAAGCAAGUGGGUCUUUCAAACUGUUUGCCUGCCUCCUUUCUGCCACCCCCUGAUAGCUUUGACAACGUCACUGACUCUGGGAUUGAGGAGGUAGACAGUCGGAGUAGUAGUGACCAUCACUUAGAGACAACCAGCACUAUCUCAACGGUGUCCAGCAUCUCUACCUUAUCCUCGGAAGGGUGCGAGAACGUGGAUACUUGUACAGUCUAUGCAGAUGGGCAAACAUUUCUGGUGGACAAACCCCCAGUACCUCCUAAGCCAAAAAUGAAGCCCAUAAUCAACAAAAGCAAUGCACUUUACAAGGAUGCGCUAAUUGAAGAAACUGUAGACAGCUUUGUUAUUCCUCCUCCCGCUCCACCCCCACCUCCCAUCAGUGCGCAGCCCAAUAUGGCAAAGGUUGUUCCCCAGAGGACAUCUAAGCUAUGGGGGGAUGUGACGGAGGUGAAAAGCCCAAUUCUCUCAGGCCCAAAGGCUAAUGUUAUUAGUGAAUUGAACUCAAUACUCCAGCAAAUGAAUAGAGAGAAAUCCUCAAAGCCAGGGGAAGGAUUGGAGUCACCUACUGGAACAAAAACUGCAAGUCUCAGUACAAGGAGCACAGAAGUCAUGAGUACUGUCUCAGGUACACGAAGUACAACAAUCACUUUCACUGUCCGACCUGGAACCAGCCAGCCGAUCACACUGCAGAGCAGGUCCCCAGACUAUGACAGUAGGACCUCAGGAGCACGGCAUGCUCCAAGCCCUGUGGUUUCACCAACAGAGAUUAAUAAAGACAUCAUGCCUGCUCCUCUGACUGCUUCUGCUUCAGCUUCAUCUCCUUCUCCAACUCUGUCUGAUGUAUUUAGCCUACCCAGCCAGCCCCCCUCUGGGGACUUAUUUGGCUUGACCACAGGGCGCAGCAGGUCUCCUUCUCCCUCAAUAUUACAACAGCCAAUCUCAAAUAAGCCUUUUACAACUAAGCCUGUCCACCUGUGGACUAAACCAGAUGUGGCAGAUUGGUUGGAAAGUCUAAACUUAGGUGAACACAAAGAAACAUUUAUGGACAAUGAAAUAGAUGGCACUCAUUUACCAAAUCUACAAAAGGAAGAUCUGAUAGACCUUGGAGUGACUAGAGUUGGGCACAGAAUGAACAUAGAAAGAGCUCUGAAACAGCUGCUGGACAGAUAAGAAUAGCUAUUUUGCCUCACAAACUUCUGUUGAUAACUAGAGAUGGGCUGGUACUGAAAUACCCCAAAUGCCUUGUCUGUCUGCGAGUGCCAGCAAAAUUAGGGGGGAAAAAUAAAACAGUUUAAUUCCUGGUACUCAGGUAAUGCAGACUAUAUGUUACACACCCAAAUAUAAAUCUAAAUGUGUUGCACGAGUGGGGCCAUUUAUUUCAAAGUUGUGGGGAGAUACAAGAGAGAGAGAGAGAAAAUUGUUAACUUCAAAAAUAUUACCAUCUAUUGAUGCUGCCCUUCUCCUGGAACCAUUACAGACCAGUUUUCUUUUAACUUCAAAUUGUAAGCUUUUUUUUUUCUCCUUAAUUGAAAAGCACUGUAUUCUCUUCUUGACAUUCAUUCAGACUCCCAGCAGGUUUCCUUUCUGAAAUCUUAGUUUAUUUAAAGAGGACAGAUUGCUUCAUUACCAUUCAAAUCCAUUUUUGUUAGCAGAGGUACAAUAUUGAGACAGGUACAGGAGUUCAUAUAACUGUUUUUUUACGAAGUUUAGCUCUCCGAUUUGUUGGCAGAGAAGCUGGUUGUUCUGCUGGAAUUAGCUCAAAGGUAACCUUGCUCUGUUUUACCUGGUAUUUCUUUAUUUCUGCAGUUAUACUUAGCACUCUUCCAAGGUGGCAGAACAAGUUCAAUACAUGCUCCAUUGACGUGACCUGUAAGACGAUGCAGAUAUUUCAUAAAAGCUGAGAAGGAAUGCUCACUUAGAGGUACAACAAAAUGAAGCUAGUUUCAACCUGAGACCCCCAGUUUUCAACCAGCUAAACUACUGCUAAGUCGCAAUGUGAACUCUGCAAACCAGAAAAAAAAAUUGGGUUUAUGUACAGCUGCAUCUUCAGGACUUCACAGUCAGAUAUCAAAUACGCUGACCCCUGAGUGAUAUUGUCUAAUCCAGUGAGUGAGAAGUACUUAGAUAUUUUGAACAUCGAGCCAAGAAAGAUUAAGUAGAUGAAUGUUCCCAUUGAAGUCAACGAGAAGGUUGCCAGUAUUUUAAGUAAGAGAGGAAUUUCAAGCUGUUAGCAGAAAUAGAAAUAGUUUAUGUUGCUUAAAAAGAAAAAAGAAAAGAAAAAAAAAAGAGAAAGCUAAUGCCGAGAUAGACCAAGGUAUGUAGUGUCCCAGAGCAUAUGUGCUUAAGGGGCAAGGGAAGUAGUAGCUAUCCGGUUUCUCGUUUUUAUUGCUAUUAACAAGUAUGGGCUCCUGGACCAGAAGAGCAGAGUGAGCACCUCCUGGGGGGCUGAACGCUUCCCAUGGCCACCCGUGAUUGCUGUGCAGGUGGCAGUGAGCACGCCCUGCUCUGGGCCGGAGCUUCCAGGAGACCUCGGCAGCAGGGGGAGCACACAUUUGGUCAGUCUGACUAUUUCAUUUUUUUAUUUGUUUUAAGUUAACAAGUCUCUCUCUGCAUGUUUGACCUCCCCUUGUAAUUAACACCUCUAAAUAUCUGUGAGUUUUGUAGGUCUUUAUUAACAUAAUACUCAAGAUGUUCAAGGUGGAUAAAUUGUGUGUGGAUGGCUAGACUGCCUACCUACCAUACUUUCAGGUUCUCUUACAUUUUGCAGGAUACCUGAACUUUCUUUCCUUGAUAUGUUCCUUGAUAUGGUCCAGCCUAUCUCUAAUUUUUUUAUUGUGAUUAUUUUUGCUCACAAACAAGUGUCUAAUUAGGUCUGCAACAGCCCUAGUAUGAGUACAUAAAGUUUAGCAUUUUAAAUAUCUUUCUUUACUGCAAGUUUAAAUAGUUGUACAGAUAGUUUAUAAGCACAAUAUUUUAAGAAAAUAAGUGGCUGGUCUACUGGGCAGCCUUUGUGCCACUUCAGUGCUAGAAAGUGAAAAACAACAAAAAAAAAAACUUUUGUGGUUUAAUACUAUUUCUGUGGAAUAAUUAUAAAGUCUUGACCUUUUUAAAAUCAACCUCAUUUGGAUGCAUCUGAACCAGCAGAGCUGUGUUAUAUUUUCUAUCUUUGCUAGAACUUCUACAAAGGAGGAUGAAUAUUUCUUCAAAAGUGGUUAUAGUUACCAACGCAUUGGAUACUCACAAAAAGCAACUUAUUUAGCCUCCUGCCCCCUUUACGGAACAACAAGUCCUUUGACUUAACAUCUGUUACUACGCUAUAUUUGUAUUUGAAAGUUCCAAGUAACCUUGUAAUAAAAACCAAGUACUAAGGUGUUUUACUUCCAAAAGUACUGCAUUUUUCCAUAGGUGGUGUAGAAGAUGACAGUCUCAUUCAGAUAGUCAACACAGACAACUUGAGGCCAUCAGAUACUUUCAGAAGUGUACAAAUGGUAAUUUAGCCAUCAUUGUCUUCCAUUUGGUGAUACGACAGAAUUCAGUAAAUAAACCACUAAUGCCA
Messenger RNA from Centrocercus urophasianus (Greater sage-grouse), 8225 nucleotides. RefSeq names its product SH3 and multiple ankyrin repeat domains 2 (gene SHANK2). The record is from RefSeq and is a predicted model, not a curated record. The transcript has 25 exons. Gene Ontology annotation, molecular function: synaptic receptor adaptor activity; ionotropic glutamate receptor binding. NCBI's taxonomy places the organism in Eukaryota, Metazoa, Chordata, Aves, Galliformes, Phasianidae. Gene Ontology annotation, cellular component: postsynaptic membrane; postsynaptic density; dendritic spine. Bases 263 to 5839 code for a protein of 1858 amino acids.